Messenger RNA from Triplophysa dalaica, 2016 nucleotides. RefSeq names its product B-cell receptor CD22-like. Bases 146 to 1492 code for a protein of 448 amino acids. NCBI's taxonomy places the organism in Eukaryota, Metazoa, Chordata, Actinopteri, Cypriniformes, Nemacheilidae. The record is from RefSeq and is a predicted model, not a curated record. The transcript is spliced from 8 exons.
GUUGUUUCACAUUAUCAGCAGAUGCUUCAGAAUAGAAUCCAAAGAUCCAUUAAUGUGACAUUCAGCUUUCAGCACAUAUUGUACACAGGUUUUCCCUUUCUGAAUUUUAGUUUCCCCAAAAGAGUGAGCUCAUUUUAAGAAAGAGAUGAAGACAUCACAGAAAAGCAUUUGUAUCAUAUUGUUUUUACAAGGUGUUCGGUGUAGAGAUUGGAGCAUCAGUCUGCCAGAGAAGAUUGAAGCUUUGAAUGGAUGCUGUCUGACCAUACACUGCACAUUUGAUAUGGAAAACUCUUUUGACAGUGAUCUUGAUGACACUGCUGUAGGAGUAUGGUUUAAAAAUAACCCUUACUCGUCUGAACAAAUAGUGCUUAACUCCAGUAUCAGUAACAACCUUGGCAAAAUAACUGGACAUUUAAAAGACAAGAACUGUACCACUGACUUUUAUAACUUUAGUUCAAAUGACGAUGCACAAUUAUUCUUCAGGAUUGAAGGAAAAGAUGGGCUGAAAUAUACCUAUACAACAAAAUAUGUUUCAAUACAUGUGAUUGAUUCUCCCUCCAACCCAACAGUAAAGAUGUUUAUGGGGCAGAUGGAGGUUCACGAGGUGUUAGAGGGGAACGGGGUGAGACUGCGCUGCUCUGCUAUCACUCUCUGCUCCUCUUCUCCACCAACUCUCACAUGGAGAUCCACUGACAGACUUCCCAUAAAUGACCGCAGACUACAACAGAAUCAAACUGAGAUCUUCUCUGAUCUGAACUUCACUGCUUCUCAUCUUCAACAUGGAGUCACUUUCAUCUGCAAUAUAACCUACCAGCUACAGAACAGGAACGCAACAGCACAGAGCAACAUCACGUUACGUGUUCUGUAUGCUCCUAGAAACACAUCAGUAUCUGUGUUUCCAUCUAACUCUGUACUGGAGGGCACUUCAGUAACUUUGACCUGCAGAAGUGAUGCAAAUCCAGCAGUGCUGCACUACACCUGGAUCAGAGAGAAUGGAGGACGGCUGGAGCAGCUACAGACUGGACAGAAUCUAACCUUCAAUGUGACUGAUCGAACACACACAUACUACUGUCGAGCGGGAAAUCAACAUGGUACACAAAACACAUCAGUGUUGCUGGACAUCCAAUCUUCAGGUUUCAACUUUUCCUUUGUGCAAAUUGGAGUUGGUGUUUCAAUGAUAGUGAUCCUGUGUGCCAUUACAUGUGUCUGUAAACGAAGAGGAAGAGCUUUUCAGAAUAGAAAACCCUCCCAGAACAGUCCAGAAGGAAAUACAAGAAGCGUUUCGACAAAUGAGAAUGAGGGAGAGUCUGUUUUUGUCAAAAUAGAAUUUCUGUUGGAGCGGAUACACCAAAAUCUUCAUUAUUCCUCCAUCACCUUCAGAAAACACAAAACAGAUCCAGGAGAGAGCAGGCGUGUCUCUUCACUUGAUAAUGUAUACUCUGUUGUUACAUAUUCUUCUGUAGAGAUUCCAAAGUGCUCUAUAGAUGUGUGAAGUCACAGAACUCUGAUGAAGCUGAUGAACUUACAGACUCAGUUUCUCAGUUAUAUGCACAAGUUUAACAUCCAAUCCCAAGGAGUUCUUAAGAGUAAGACUUGUUUCACAAAAAACACUGUCACACUGCAAGUAGCAAAGUGUAUAUGCGUAAGAAGCAAUUGGAGUACAUUUUCUGCGGAGCAUAGAACUCAUUCAAUGGGUUGAAACAAAACUUUUUAGCAACCACCUAGAAAACCGUAGUUAGCAUUACAGAAAUACAAUAUAACUUUAUGAUCAGCAAAUACUGUAAAGUUUGCAGGCCAACUCAAAUGUAAAGUUUGCUUGAACUAAAGGGCUGGAAUUCUGCAUAGUCCACACACACUAAACAUCACGUACUUUGAUUCUUUAUGAUGUUUUUGACUCAUGUUUUACUGUAUUUCCUCAAAUAUCUUUUAAUAGUCGCCUCUUUAAUUUGUUUGACUAUUAAUUUUUUACAUGUUUAUAAUGUAAUUCACAUCUGUCUGUUUAGAUUGUCCACCAUG